CUACAUACUGGGAAUUAAAAUAUAAGUGUGAAUAGUUGUUUAUUUAAAACAAGACGAAAGUCAGUCCAAGUCCUUGAAAGUUGAAAUCAAUUGUGUCUUAGUGUUAAUUUAAAUUGGGAAAAUAGUUACCAAUGGAGUCUUCAGGUGCAUUUUUGAAGCAAGUGAAUGCCCUCAAAUCUUUCUCAUCUUGUCAAGAAUUUUUUAAAGGAAUAAGUAAAGAGGAACUUAUCAAUGGCUCCUUCUCCAAAGCCAUUCCUCUGGCAUGCAAUGCUCUUCUGCAGCCUGUGCUCACAAGCACAGUUGGCUCCCACCUUCGACCAUGGCUGCCUGAACUUCUGCGGGUCUUAGCCUGCCAUCCCAUUCUGUCUACACAAUUUCUAAUCCAGACAACUCCUGACAGAGAAGAAGAGAAAGACAAUCUAAACCUUUCAGUUACAGAUGACAUAGAUGAGUUGGCAAGAAAGAAAUCCAAAGUUUUUAUAAAGCACAAUGAACUGCAAUCAAAGUUGGGUCUGUCUAAAAAGAAAAAGAAGAAAACUCAUGAAAAGCCUUCAAGUAGUGAACAAGCAAAAACUAAACGAGAUGCAGAGGAAGUAGAACCUGCAAUGUCCAUUAGCUCCCCUCAAUACUGCCCACUCUACCUGAAGAUGCACCGCAGCCUGUGUGUGGCAGUUACGCAGCUCCUUCCAAUCUCCCCACAUGCUGUCUUACAGUUUAUGCUGGAGUACUUUGAGAAGCAUCCUCCCCCCUAUGCGGGCAUGCAGCAGCUGCAAAUUGGACAACAAUCUCUUCCUAAGAAGCAAAAGUUCGACUUUGAAGUUACAAUUCCUGACAUCUCAAUGGAGACUGUGCUUGAGAGUUCUUAUCUGAUGGUGCUGGCUGCGGAGAGUGAGCUAGCAGAGCUCUGGCAGUGGCAGGACCUCAUUACAUUUACUGCCAGCCAACAGUCAGACUUCAUCAAGUGGGUGUGCUGUGCAUGUGUCGGUCUGCUGAGUGGCAUGACGGAGGCACAGAAGGAGGAGCUCACCCAGCGGCAUGUCUCUACUGACGUUGCUGCAAAGUUCUCCGUCGCCUUCGCGCUGCGUCAGCAGAAACUGCAGGACAAACUGUCCAAGCUGCCUUGUGUGUGGGAUGAACAGUUAACUGGUGGUGCAAAGGAAGAAGAAGUAAGAGAGGACCGCCUCCCUCUGACGAUGCCUCUGAAACACACCUGCUUCGUGGGCAGGAACCUUCUGCCUCUGCACUCGUCCACUGCUAAGGUGGAGACGCAGCUGCUGCCGGUGGCGUCGACGCAGAACAACGUGUGCCGAGUCUGGGCGGGGCUGGAAGCUGCCAGACCCGUGCUGCUGGAGGGCGCCGUGGGCUGUGGCAAGACUGCCACCGUCGAGCACCUCGCCGCCCUCACUGGCCGCACUCGACCGCCCCUCCUUACCAAGGUUCAAUUGGGGGAGCAAGGGGACGCGCGCCUCCUGCUGGGUACGCACCGGUGCACAGCGACCCCCGGGGAGUUCGUGUGGACGCCAGGGACGGUGACGCGCGCCGUCCAGGCGGGCCACUGGCUGCUGCUGGAGGACGUGGACGCCGCCCAGCCUGACGUGGUGGCCGUCAUCACGUCCCUCCUGCAGAAACGCGUCCUCAUCGUCCCAGGCACGGGCGCCGUGAAGGCCCACCGCGACUUCAGGCUGCUGGGUACGCGGCGCCUGACGUCAGACGGGCGCCGUGUGGGGGGUGGCCCCGGUCAGCGCCUGGAUGCCCUCUGGUGCCGGGUGCUGCUCAGGCGCCUCACCAGGAGUGAGAUGAUCCGCGUCCUCGACUCCAGGUUCCCGAGACUGCGCAACAUCUCAGAGCGACUUGUGUCCGUUUACCUAACACUGGCUCCCGACCAACUGGUUGAAGAUGAUGUCACUCCUGUUGAGGAGUCUUCGGAGUCUCCAAUAGCAGCGCCCCUCAAGGGCACUACGGCCGUGAGCGCCCUUAGGGCGAGUGGACGCCUGCUCUGCUUCAGGGACCUCCUCAAAUGGGCAGGAAGAAUCAAUGCUAACCUGCAUCUUGAAGGAGCUCAGCUGGCCAACCUCGCCUUCCAGGAAGCCCUGGAUUGCUUCUGCGCGUCGGUUCCCAACACGGAGAUUCGCGACACGUUUGCCGAGCAGAUUGCCGGAUACCUGAAUCUCUCGUCGAGCGUCGCGGCACAAUUCUGUCACAGCUACAAACCCACCGUAUCUUUGAUGGGGCCCUUCGUGCGUGUGGGAGAAAGGGCCAAGCUCGCUAAACUUCCUGUGUCUGUAGCAGCCCUUGUAUCAGGACCCAAAAAAAAUACCCCGUUCAGCUUCACCCGUCAAAGUUGCCUGCUGCUGGAACGUAUUGCUGUCGCUGUGAGCAACAAAGAACCCGUUUUAAUUGUGGGAGAGACGGGCACGGGUAAGACGACAGCUGUGCAGUAUCUCGCACAGCAAACUAAUCACAAGCUUAAAGUGAUCAAUAUGAACCAGCAGAGCGACGCCACCGAUUUGCUUGGAGGGUUCAAGCCUGUCGAGGUGAAGACCAUUCUUUUCCCUCUCAGGGAGGAAUUUGAACAGGUCUUUGCUGUCACAAUGCCCGAGAAAACAAAUUUUCUUCGCCACAUCAUGGCGGCUUAUGGGAAACGGUCGUGGAAAGUCCUAAUUGAGCUCAUGCUUGGGGCCGAAAAGUACGCUCUUGAAAGACUCCAUAAGGAAGACGCCGAACUGCGGGACAAAUUAAAGACGCUUCGCCAGCUGACUAAAUCAGUCUCUAAACAAUCUGCCCAACCCAAGAAGAAGAAGAAAAAAACUGACACGGCCACUGCUAAACAAGAAACCCUUGAAGAGAAGCAGGAGUUGGAGGAGUCGCUGCAGGAAAAGCAAGACCUCGUGAAGCGCUGGGGAAAGCUCAGGGUGAAGCUUGAGCAAGCCAAAGGCCACGUGGAGAAGUGUCAGAGUGCCCUAGCCUUUGCCUUCAUCGAGGGAGCUCUCACCAGGGCUAUAGCUGAGGGCGCAUGGGUGCUUCUGGACGAGAUCAACCUGGCGACGGCCGAGACUCUGGAAUGUCUGGCAGGUCUGCUGGAGUCGACGACGGGGUCCCUGACGCUGCUGGAGCGUGGCGACGAGACGCCCUUGGUGCGCCACCCCGACUUCCGUCUGUUUGCGUGCAUGAAUCCCGCCACAGACGUGGGCAAGAAGGAACUCCCGCCAGGGCUCAGGAACAGGUUCACGGAACUCUUCAUGCACGACCUCGACAACAAGGAGGACCUCGAGACCCUUAUUGCUGACUACCUCAUUGAGAGAAACCCCACUCCGAAGCAAGUGCAGGGCAUCCGCCGUCUGUAUGAGGAGGUGCGUCGAAGGGCGUCGGUGAAGGGGGAGCUGGGAGAUACGACGGGGGCGGCACCUCACUACACUCUCAGGACGCUGUGUCGCGCUCUAGCUGUCGCCGCCCCCAACCCCGCGCACAACUUCGACAGGUCACUGUAUGAAGGCUUUUGCCUGUCGUUCCUGACGCAGCUGGAUCGCGCCUCAUUUCCUAUCGUCGAGAAUCUGAUCCUGCAGUACCUCAUAGUACCCAAGAAGUGCAAGUCAUUGCCUGACACCUCAAGUUUGUUCAACAAAAUCAAGGCCCGCUUCAGCAAGGUCUUGCCUCACCCCGGCAGCGUUGUGGAGACCAACGAUGGCAGUGAUGUUUGCAGCGUACCUGAGGGGACAGUCGUUAAGGGCUACGUCAUGGUUUCAGGGUACUGGAUUAAUAAAGGCGUGCUGGAUCCCGUAUCAGAUGACCAGUACAUCCUGACGCAGAGCGUCCAAUGGAACCUGCGCAGUGUGGUGCGCAUCGUGAGUCUGGGUGAUGGAAGCCCUGUGUUGCUUCAGGGAGACACAUCGGUGGGCAAGACCUCUCUAGUGACCUACCUGGCACGCAGGUGCGGUGUUCCUUGCAUCCGUAUCAACAACCACGAGCACACUGACAUCCAGGAGUAUUUGGGCAGCUAUGCCCCUGACGAGACUGGCAAACUGGUGUUUAGGGAAGGUGCUCUUGUCACUGCCAUGCGUCAAGGUCAGUGGAUAAUCCUUGACGAGCUUAACCUGGCACCCACAGACGUGCUGGAGGCACUCAACAGGCUUCUGGACGAUAACCGCGAACUUUACCUGCCCGAGACGCAGGAGACCGUGCAUGCUCAUCCCAACUUCAGGCUGUUCGCGACGCAGAACCCUCCUGGUCUGUAUGGUGGUCGCAAAGUCCUCUCCAGAGCUUUCAGAAACAGAUUCAUAGAGCUUCACUUCGACGACAUUCCCGGCCAGGAGCUGGUGGAGAUUAUCCACAAGCGUUGCUGCUUGUCAGUGCAGCACAGCAAGAAGCUGGUGUCAGUGCUGCAGGCGUUGCAGAUGCGGCGUGGCAGAGACAAUGUCUUCCAAGGGCGGCAGUCGCUAGUUACAUUGCGCGAUCUUUUCCGUUGGGCCGAGCGCUACCAUCUUGCGGAGCAGCCCAACGAUAGUGGUCAGUUUUAUGAGUGGGAGCAGCACCUUGGCGACGAAGGAUACCUCGUUUUGGCCGGCCGUGUCAGAAACGAAGAGGAACAUCAGCUCAUCAAAGAAGUCAUUGAAGAAAAUAUGCGCUGUAAGAUCAACCCUGACAGACUGUUCAAGCUCAGCGAGGAGACUUCGCCCGUGACUCGGGCGGUCCUAGAGAAGUUGGAGUUAGUGAAAGGCUUCGAGCACAUGGUCUUCACUGACGACAUGCGUCGCCUCUACGUUCUGCUGGCCAAGGCCUUGAGCUUCGGAGAACCUGUCCUGUUAGUAGGAGAGACGGGCUGUGGCAAGACUACAGUCUGCCAGAUGAUCGCGGCGCAGGAGGACCAACAGCUCUACAGUGUCAACUGCCACAUGCAUACCGAAGGAGCUGACUUUCUUGGGGGUCUGCGACCCGUCAGAAACAGAAGUGACCUCGAAGACGAUCGUUUGUUCGAAUGGGUUGAUGGGCCUCUCAUCCAUGCGAUGCGGGACGGUGGCAUGUUCCUAGCAGACGAAAUAUCCCUUGCAGAUGACAGCGUGCUGGAAAGACUCAACUCUGUUCUAGAGUAUGAACGAACUCUGGUACUGGCAGAGAAAGGCUCAAGUGAUGUUGGCGAUGUGCUGAAGACCGACGUUGUCGUUGCUCAUGAAAAGUUCCGUCUUGUCGGAACGAUGAACCCUGGCGGCGACUACGGCAAGAAAGAGCUUUCACCCGCCAUGCGCAACAGGUUCACGGAAAUCUGGUGCCCAAAAAUUGAGAUUCAGCGAGCUUCCUCUGAUGUGCUAACAAUUGUCGAGCAUAACGUUAGGGAAGGACUUGUGCUGAGCGAUGACGGCAGCGGCAAGUCUGGCAUCGGCACGGCAAUGUUAGAGUUCCUGCAGCUUUUCACUAGUUCGGAGCAAGGCAAGCGCUGCACCAUCAGCAUCAGGGACAUUAUAUCCUGGGUGCAGUUUAUCAAUAAGGUGACACUGCCCGAAGGCGGCGGACUGGAUGUGGGGCUGGCUUAUAUCCACGGUGCGUGCUUGGUGCUCCUCGACGGUCUAGGCUCUGGGCUUACGGGCACUGGCUUGUCUGGCUGGGAAGAGCUGAAAAACGUCAGCUUGAACUUCUUAUACCAGCAGGUCUGGAAACUGACAGGCCGGAAACCUGAUCGCGCGACUCUUGAAGACACUUGUGCCAGUGACCUCCGCUUCGUGGACGAGAUACAUAGAUUCGGAAUCGACCCUUUCUUGAUCGAAAAGGGGGAGUGUGGAGCGUAUAAAGACGCCCAGUUUUCGUUCCUCGCUCCGCGUACCUGCAUCAAUUUGGUACGUGUGCUGCGAGGACUGCAGCUGAGCAGACCUCUCCUGCUGGAAGGUAGCCCUGGAGUGGGCAAGACUAGUCUCGUGGUGGCUCUGGCUAAAGCCUCGAACAACAACAUAACGAGAAUCAAUUUAUCUGAGCAGACAGACGUGAGUGAUCUGUUUGGUGCUGACCUGCCGGUUGAGGGAGCCAGUGGCGGGAGGUUCGCAUGGAGGGACGGGCCGCUACUUCAGGCACUGAGAACCGGGUCAUGGGUGGUUCUAGACGAGUUGAACCUUGCCUCCCAAUCGGUGCUGGAAGGCUUGAACGCUUGUUUCGAUCACCGCGGGGAAGUGUUCGUGCCAGAAUUGGGCCAGACCUUCAAAGUGGCCCACAAAACCACCAAAAUAUUCGCGUGUCAAAACCCACAGUAUCAAGGCGGUGCCCGUAAAGGUCUCCCGCGUUCGUUCCUGAACCGAUUCACGCAGGUUCACAUCGAACCCCUUUCAUCCUCUGACCUGGAAUUCAUUCUAUUGAACAUUUAUGGAUCGCAAAUAGACCCAAAGACCAUCACCAGGAUGGUCGAGCUGAACAAACGGCUAAAUGAAUCCUGCGAGACAGGCGAGUUUGGAGUCGUCGGAGGCCCCUGGGAACUAAAUCUUCGUGACCUUUUCCGAUGGUGCGACUUGAUGCUUCGCUUUGGCCAUGCCACGCCGAGUGAUGAUGUGGCUCAAGCCAUGCCACGUGACGAUGUUGCUCAAGUCAUGCCACUCCGCCAGAUGGUCGAUUUGUUGUACGCUGCCAGGAUGCGAACGCCUUCCGACCGACGCGCCGUACACGCCACAUUCUCCGCCGUAUUCCCUGAGUACGCCGCAGAAGGAUCCCCUGAGCCGCUUCUCCACCUUACCAGCACCCACUUCCAUGUGGGGGUCAUCAGCCUCCCUAGAGGUUCUGCUCCACAUCAGGUGGGUCGAGACAUGGGAGCGCAGGUUGUGGCUCGCGAUCAGCUGGUGCAGCUGCAGCAGGUGGCCACGUGCACCGCGAUGGGGUGGCUGGUGCUGCUGGUGGGUGCAGCUGGUGCAGGCAAGAGUGCACUGGUUCAGCAGUGCGCUGCACUCACCGGUACACCGCUGCGCACCGUGCAGCUCUCGCCCCAGAUGGACGUGGGUGAACUGCUGGGCGGCUUUGAGCAGGUUGACCACGGACGCAAGCUGGGGGGUUUGGUUGAAUCAACCCGAGACCUGGUUAACCUGGUGGUGAAGCACAUCCUGGUGGAGGGGCGUUCCCCUCCUGAUGGGGCUGCAGCUCCCGACACCCAGUUGCUGCUGGCCAAUCUAAAGCACUUGAUCACCCAACAACAGCAUCGCUGCGGUGAGCGCAGCAGCAGCGAGGAAACUCGGCAGUUCUUGCAGCAGUGCGACCGCCUCGUGCAGCUACUGCAGCAGACGCUGCACUGCUGCACGCAGCUGCUCCUGCCUUGCCAGGCUAGUGUGCAGCAGCUCCUGCAUCAGGUGCAGCAUCUGCAGCACGUGGUGCAGGAGGCAGGAGGAUUAGCGUCUGGAGGAAUCUUCGAGUGGGUUGAUUCGCCCCUCGUCGUGGCCAUCAGAGAGGGCGAGUGGGUUGUGGUGGAGGGCGCUUCUCUAUGCGCCGCCUCGGUGCUGGACCGCCUGAACCCGUUGCUAGAGCCUGGUGGAUGCCUCCUGCUGGGGGAGCGUGGGGUCAUAGGGGGCGCCGUGCCCUCCGUACAACCCCACCCCAACUUCAGGCUGUUCCUCCUCAUGGACCACACCUGUGGGGAGGUGUCCCGCGCGAUGCGCAAUCGUGGCGUAGAGAUAUUCGUGCCACCGCUGAUGCAGAGUGCCGCCUUCCAUGAGGAUUUCACCGCAUCCUCCACCGUAUCCUCCGCCACACCACACGACUCAAGGAGCGUCGACUCCGGUCUUUCCACCGAUGGGGAUUCCUCCUCUGACUCAGGAGACGAGGAGGUCGUGACGAAGGAGGAGGUCGUCACGAAGGAGAUGUCCUUGGAGGCGGCCGCUCUUGACGUGACCGCUCUUCUGGUGGUCAACGGCCUCCAGUGCCCCGGCCUGCAGAACUGCCUGGUGGCCGUCCAUACGGCCGUGGCGAGUGCCGUACCUGCAUACGUACAGCCAAGCCUGGGCCAUCUGCUGCAGGCGGCGCAGCUGAUGGUGCAGCUGCAGCAGGCGGGAGAAGCGGAUAGCCGUGCACUGGAGCUCGCCUGUACAGAGUGCUACGUCAGCACGCAGGGCAACUUGGAGCUGCAGCGGCAAAUGGCGUGCGUGGUGCAGCGUUCUCUGCGCAAAACGCAGCACCUGCAGCAGUGCAAGACCUGGCCUCCGCUGGGGGCUCUAACCCUGCAGACGCGGGCGUUACAGCAACACGGAGCUGCAACCUCCCUGGUGACGCAGACCGUCGCCUUCCUCCAGUGUCUUGUCAUCGGCGCCACGUCACCCGAUAAAGUUACUAACGUAUGGGCGCGAGCUCCGUUGUCCCAGAUUGAAAAUUUCCCCGAUCUGAGGAUUGCAGCCCCUGAGCUGCUCACUAUCACACUUGCUUCUCUUCCUGUCAGCAGUUGGCCUUUGCUACUGCAUGGUGCCAAGUCAUUGAUCAAGGAUAGAAAGGACGGAAUUAAAGUCAUCGCCGAGUUGAGCGAUGUAGCCCAAGCCCUCAAGGCAGGCAAGUUAUGUGUGAAGGAGGAACAACAGAGUUCAUGUCUCGCUGACCCGCGAUUCCACGCAAACGCCGCCAGUUACGAAGACAUGAAAAGCAGCGAUUUGACCAACAGGCUUCUGCUAGGUGUGUGGCGGACUCUUGUUCGCUCUGCAACAUCCUCCAAAAUGGCGAAGAAAUCCAACGAUGGCCAGUCAGUGCUGCAAGUUUCUCGGGCCAUCAGUCAGAAGAAGUUGGACAAAGCUUUGGCACCACAUGCCUGUGUUCCGCACCUUCAGCCUCUCCUCACGCGCCUUGAUGCAUUCAUAGAGGAUUUCUGUGCUGCCUCUGACCAAGUCCAUUUUUCUGACUUGCAAUGGGAGGAGCUCUGCUUGGUUCUACGUUGGAAUGAUCGUCUUAGCAAGCUUUUGUCAGCCCCUGACUCGCUUGCAUUAUUCAAGCUCCUUUUACCGCAAGUAGUACUGCACUGGCAAGUCUUCCAAGACAGGCUCUUCAAAAAUAUUCCUGCUGAGUGGAUCGUGAAGACAGCGAGCUACAACAAGCUCAACAAGACAGUGCAGAAACUAACGAGCGUUUUUUCCGUGAACUGUGGCCCCGUGCACGAGUUCGCUUCUCAACUCAGUCUUCAACUUCCUCACCCCAACGCCUUCCCAACACAAGACAUGGCCGAAGCACACUUACUUCUUGCCAGGCUCAGCGAACGUCUUCUCCCCAACGCUCGUAACAGGUCUCGAUGCUCAUUGCUCCUUUCUCGUGACGUAAUUAACGCGAAAAGUCGGCUCAUCACCCUUGCUUCGGACUUCCUAAGAGCUAGGAUCGCGCCCAAGGAAGUGUUGAAGCGCUUGCGCGAGAUCGAGAAGUUCAUGGACGCUGCUCACGAGACCUCAGAAGUGGGCUCAGCAGCUGCCCUAAACAACAAAAAAGCUGCUUUGCGAAUGCAAAGCUGGCCGCUGCUGGACUUGCUUACGUCUCAGCAGCUGGCGCAGUUUUUCAUUGACCAGCGUUUGAGAUCCCAUAAGCAGCGCGCUCAUCUCCAGGAGUUGUUGAACUCUGCGCCCUCAGGACCCCUUGAACUCCUCGACGGAGAACCAAAAAGUAUAGGCUGGGUGCGUGCUCACCUCCACACUCUGCUGUCCACAUCCACUGCCUGUCGGAGCGUCCGUGACUGGUUGUGUCGCGGGUCUAACCGUCACAAAGCGACAAAGCCUCAGCAAGUCGAAGUGGAAGCCAAGAUUCACGAGACUGCAUCUUGGGCGGUGCUGAGUCCUGUGCAGUGUCUGCUGUCCAGUAUCUUGUCUCUCGGCUCGAACAAGGAUGCCGUGCAGAUGCUGCAAGUGGGCGUGCACGCAGAAAAAGCUUCUCAACUGCAAGAUGAGCGUUCAACACUCUGGACCAACUGGCCUGUCAUUGCUGACCCCGCAAUGUCUCCUUCUGUUGUUUUUUCCAAAACCGUUGCGAUGUUCUGCAAAAACUUGACGCACGCUAUCAGAAAGGUAAUGGAUCCUAAUAAACUCACGAGGGGCAGUGAUUUGGCGCUAGAUUUGUGCCGCCUCACGACCUUCAUCCGCGAUAAAAGCGCGACGCCUGACGUGGCGGGUUUGCUCGAUGAGAUCCAAGCAUGCAGCUCCGUGCUUAACGAAGCUCCAGAAGAUGCGGACCUCGUCAAGGUGGCUAAACUUGGAGCGGCCAUGGGUGUACUACAAGGUUGGGUUGCGGGGCACCUUGAAGCCAUGGACCCAACGGAGAAAAGAAAGCUGUUGUUGCUCUAUGCUCAGCAGGAUGAAAAGCGUAUCAGUCAAGAAAUACUCCUUCAUUCUUGGAUCAAUAUCUUGAAGGGUGGAAAGAAAAUCUCUGCCUCAAACGAGACAGGCGACAGCCGUCAACUCCACCCACACGUCUCGCUUCUACGCCGUGGCCUCAGCGACGCCCAGGCGACGAUUGCAACCGUUGCUCUCGAAAUCGCGUACCGCCCCGGGGAAGAGGAAUACUCUCGUCUUUCUCAGGACCUCAGUCACUUCUUGAAGACAGCUUUCAACCCCUCAGUGGUGCUGGAAAUGAUUCAGAGUCUCUGCAAUGACCAGAUUACUACUCUUACCGUUGACCAGAUGGACCGCAAACUCGUCACACUCGACAAUUUCUUUGCUCACGUCCAUUCAGAGUUCAUGCUCUUUCGUGACGUGACCUCUCUCUUCAUGGAGGGUCUUGCCAUCACCGUACGCAGUCUGCGUGUGCUCAAUGCUCAAACUAGGAUAAAGCUCGCUGAGACUACUUGUGAGGCUAACACUACGAUGAUUUUGCAAAGAAUUUCUUCUUUCCCCAUCCUUCGGAACCCCAGAGACCCAAUGGACUAUUUGGUACACCUAGAAAGAGACGUAGGCUCCCUGACGAAGUUGUUGAGUUCUGUGGACGGGCAUGAAGCGAGCAGGAAGCGCUGCCAGAGCCUAGCCCUUCGAACAAGUCUCUUCGAGCUUCACUGUGCUGUAGUAACAGCGGGACGUCUUAAUGUCAACACUGCGGCAUUGCUAGGGGGCAUUGUGACCAAGGCUUUGGCCUGGUGGAGGAGACAAGAGGCCGAGAAGAAGCGCAAGGAGGAAGAAAACGCGAGUCUCUUCAGAUACAAAGCCAAAGAGCACGCCAAGAAUGAGACAGACGAAGAAACCCAGGUGCGAGAGUUUAAAGAAAUGUUUCCUAGUCAUGAGAAAGACUUUGAUGACUUGAACGAAAGCACUCUGGAACAAACACCACCAGAACCCGAGCCUAAAGCAGAAAUGGAGGAGGAUGCUAAUGAUUGGUUGCGAGAAGAACAGUUUUGGGAGAUCACCGAGGUUCACUUUGACCUGCUGUCCAAUCACUCGCCUCUCCCCCAAGAGCGCAGUGGUGAAUUAGGCAAGCGACACACUGCAAUCAAGGACUUCGGUGUGGUCCCUGCAGCCCUGCAGCGCGUCAAAAUGUUACACACAAUCUUGAGCUCGUGUGGCCCCGUGGCCACUUGUGACCUGGAUCGGUCGUGCGUGGGGUCUCACCUCAUCUUCAACCACGCGGCUUGCAAGUCCCUGCAAAACCCGCAACUCACAGCAAUCCUAGUCAAGCCUAAUAAUUUCUACGUUGACUGGCGACCGUCGGAGGCCACGAAACUUCGACCGCUACUGAUGCCACUACUCGACAGAAUCGACGAAUUACUCCUCGACUGGCCGGAACAUCCGACAUUGCUGCUCGUCAUCAGUGUCGUCAAGCGCGUCCUGCAAUUUUCGGUGACGUCUCCCCUUCCAAAGUUGCUUGCGGGGCUCGAAGCUGUGCUACUGAAGGCGGCCAUAUGGGAGGCCAACGCCCAUAAAGGAGUAUCGUUGGUGGUGCACCUCAACGCCAUCAAAAGCCAGGUGGUGGAGUGGCGAGCGAUCGAGCUGCAUGAGUGGAAGAAUUGCAUCGACCUUGUCACCUACAACGAAGCUUUUACCUCAAAAAUGAAGUGGUGGCCUCAUCUCUACGACUCUCUCUCUGGUCAGGACUGGGAUCCUGAAACCGUGCAGUCCCUUGCACAUAUUCUGCGUGAGCUCAUGGAAAAUGCCACUCUCGGUGAAUUUGAGUCUAAACUCUUAUUACUUGAUGCUUUCCACAGACAUCUCCUUGUAUCAAAGUCCCCUUAUCUUGACGUGUGCAAUAUUCUAAGCAACGUCGUCAACUACUAUACCCAGUUCAUGCCGGCAGUGAAGGAAGCUCUGGCUAAACAGCGCGCCGAAAUUGAAAAACGCGUCAAAGAGCUCGUCAAGGUUGCUAACUACAGCAUCGCGACCUACAGGGACAUCGACCAGGUUCGCAGCAAGGUAGACAAGUCGUGCCGAGGCUUGCACUCGCUCAUGAGUAAGUGGAAAAAAUUUCUGCGUAUCAACAACCGCGACAUUUGGGCCAAGGAUGCUGUUGAGGAACUCAAGCUCUCGGGUGAAGGAGUUUGGGACACGAAACGCACCACUCCUGUCACUGUCACCAGCAUCCCUCCUCCACAUCCGGCGGUAUCUAGUCCUAUGUUGGGUGUCAAAACAGGGUCCCUGCUUGACUCUCUUGAUAAUUACUGCAACAAAUCGCAGAAAUUCGUUGGUAAAAUCCUUGAAAGUCUCCACUACAAUGACUGCGUUGAGAGCGUCGAGGAUGUGACCGUGUCCAUCAUCGAGGCCUAUCAGAAACUUUCGGCUGACCUCUCGUUGUCCACAAAUGAGACGGAUAAAGAGGUGCGCCUCAGGAAGAUGAAGGACGUGAUGAAACAGCGACGUGUGAGUGUUACACGUCUCUUCAAACAGCUUGCUGACAUGGGCGUGCGAUACCAUCGCGGUAACACACUCUGGACCGACGACUUCUUCGCCAAAAUAUUCCAAGGGAGCAGCAUCGUAAUAGGCACUCUAAAUCUCUCCGAUAGUACCGCGAAACAGUUUACCGUACAAUGGGCGGGUUGUGAUAAAUAUUACUACAGGAGUCUCAAUAGAAUGCAGCUGUUACUGGAGCGUCUAACUCUGCCUCACCAGGACCUUGGUCCAGACCUCAUCAAGCGAAUGCGAGGAGCUUGCAAGCACCUCAUGCUUCUCUCGACUGACCUCAGGCUGCAGUCUACACAACUUGCACGCAACCUAAACAUCCUCACGGGACUUUUGGAAGACUUGCAACAAGCGCCAUCUCAACCGACUGCUGGUGUCACCUCCUAUGUCGAUGUCUGUGACAAAAUAAAUUCUCUGAGUUUGUUCCUCUCGCUGUCGGCAGCUGAGGUUUGCGCCGUCAUUGACACGCGGCCUGAAAGCGGCAGUCUCAUUGCCGCUCAGGAGGAGCGCCAGCCUCCCUCACAGACGUCCCUCCUACAGGCAAGAGACUUCCUCAUGGUCAUCAGCAGCAAAUGUAAGAACAUCGCCCACAGAACUGGUCAGGUGCUUGCUCAGUUUUCAGAUGACUCGCGACCGCGGAUAGUGAACGCGGCUCACGUACAGGCGCUGCAAUCCUUGAAGUGUGAACUUGGUGACGCGGCUGAAACUCUCAUGCAGGCCGUGGCUCUUUUGGACCCAGAGGCGCGCGGCCACACGUGCCUCACACGUCAGCUGCUGGUCUGGGUCUCAUGCUGGUCCCAGGCCUCGCAGGAGGUUGAUAAUUGGUUGCAGUCCGCCGAAGUGCGCAUGCCGAGCAUCGAGCACGGCGACACUGACAUGGCUUAUGUGGCAGAAGUCGAGAACUGCACCAGUGCGGCACUCUACGCCAUCCAGUGCCUCUUCAAAAAGUACCAAGAGCGUGAAGCUUCCUCUGAAGCUGCCCUUGGUGACGAUGUUAUUUCAGAAGCAAUUGUAGCGUCCCUCUUGGCUGACAUUAAAUCGAUGAAGCUCAACUACGUGGUGAAAUGCCUCACGAGUUUGGUUGAGGGUGUGUCCGAUUCUUGUGAUGCUCAUGUUCUACAUAAUCUACGGCAGAUGCACUCCCUGUUAGCCCAAUACGCCACCCUUGGCGAUAAUUUGCUGCUCUGCGCCGCUGCGGCUGGCCGCAGUCUAGGCAAGCUGUUCUCGGUUCUGCUGGCUGUGUUCUAUCAGAUGGCCAAUAAAGGUUUUUGCAAACCCCAGGACCUGCAAGAAGAAGGAGGCGCUGAAGGCAAGCUUUCUUUUGAAGACGAUGAAGACUCCGAAGCCGCUGGUCUUGCUGAGGGUGAGGGCAAAAAGGACAUGUCCGAUAAAUUGGAGUCAGAAGAUCAGCUCGAAUCUGCAUUACAAGAGGGACAGAAAGAGAAACCCGGGGACAAAGACUUGAAGGAAGACAACGGAGUGGAAAUGAGUGAAGAUUUCGAGGGCAAGUUGCAGGACAUGGAGCGUCCUGAGAUAGACGAGCAAGACGACGAAACUGAGAAAGAGGAUGAGAACAAAAUGGACGACCAAAUGGGCCAGACCGAGCAAGGUGCCGAGACUCUCGACAAGAAGCUGUGGAACGACAAAGAAGAGCAGGGCGAGGGCAACGAAGAGGAAGAGGAACUUGAAGAAGACGAUACGGCAGAGGCCGGAGACGAUGAAAGGGAGAGCCAGAUCGUCGCUAAAGAUAAACACAAAAACCAGAAGAACGACAAGAAAAACAAGAAAGAGGAUGAAGAAGACGCACAGCCGAAGACUGAUAAGCCAGAGGAAAUGGAGGAAGACCGACGUCAGCCUAACCAACCCACGGAAGAGGAAGACGAUGAAGAAGACGAAGGAAACUUCGAGGAUCGUCUUGCUGGUGAGGAAAACAAGCCUCAACACCAGCCUGACGAGGAUCAAAACAAGAUUCCCGAUGACUUGAACCUCGACGAAGCAGAGGAAGAUAAGCCUGAUGACGAAGGCGACCAUGACAAAGAAGACGAAGAAAACCCUCUUGAUAUCGAAAAGAAGGCUCUCUUCCCCGAGGGUAAGGACUUGGAAAACAAAAAUGAGGAGGAAAAGAGUGAAGAGAAUGAAGACCUACCUGAAGAAGAAAAUCAAGAGAAGGAUGGAGAAGAGGGCGAAAAAAAUCUGGAUGAGAUGGAAAACACAGAUAAAGACUUCAAGGCUGAAGAAAUGGACGAAGAAAAGGACGCAGAGGAAAAGGAAGAGAGAGAAGAACGGCGCAAGAAUGCUGGUGAGGCUGAGGACGAAGGUCCCAAACUCCAGCAUGAGGAGGAGGAAGAGAAGGAUGAAGAAAAGAAUAAUGAAAUCGAAGCUUCCAAAGACCGCGACACCCAAAAUAACGCCGAAGCCGCGCCCAUGGACGUUGACAACGCUAGCAAAGACAAGACUAAGGAGGCGCCCAAGACGGACGACUCUGGCCAGGACCGCGACGAUGACCUCGACGAGCAGGACGAAGCAGGGGAGUCUGGGGAGACGACGCAGGAGAGCCUUGGCGUAGGGCAGUCUCAGGCACGUCCUCAGGACGAAGAAAUGCACGAAGGCGACACGUCCUGCGUCACAAGGGACUCAGAGCGCCCCAACGCCCCCCUCCCGGAGCAGCGACGGCAGAAGCAGCGCAAGCCUGGCGAUGUUGACGAGCGUAAAGUUACGGGCGAUCCUAACGAGGAACUUCGUCGCGGCCUCCUGACGAGCACGCAUAAAGACUUACACAAGGAGGACGAGCCUCAUGACGAGGCCGAGGACAACUGUGAUAAUAAAGACGCACCACCUGAAGACUCGUCACAAAUGAGGGUGAUCAAGCAGGCGGAUGAGGAGGCUGAAGGUCAGGCAGUCGAUGCCGGCACAAGAGACCAAGCCAUCGAGGCCCCCGCCCCCCAACAGGACGAUGACGCCUCAGAGCCCGAGGAGGAAGGCGUGCAACAACAGCUCAUGGAGGUGGACGACGACGAAGAAGAAGAAGACUCCAGCAAAACAGAGAAACUGGAGGCUGAGAAGCAGCGAGGUAGAGGCAAGGAGCACAAACAAGGACUGGAGACAGAGAGGGGAGAAGGAGAGAAGCUGGAGGACGAGAAGAUGGAGACGGAGGGGGAGUUUGUGCUGGAGCACACGGUGCAGCGGCCUCCAGAGACAUACUUCCACACGCUCCUGGAGCAAGAAGAACUAACGACGGAGGCGCAGUUCGAGGAUGACGUACAGGCGACGUCAGCACGUCUCGAGGCGUCUCGCCUGGCGCUGACACGUCCUGACGAUGAUGCCUGCCACUCCUGGGCGACGCAUCAGGCGCAGGUGGCGCCCUACGCCGCCCAGCUGUCUGACCAGCUGCGCCUUAUUCUCGAGCCUACCGAGGCGUCUAGGCUAAAGGGAGACUACAAGACUGGCAAGCGCCUCAACAUGCGCAAGGUGAUUGGCUACAUCGCGUCCCACUUCCUCAAGGACAAGAUUUGGCUGCGACGCACGCAGCCCAGCAAGCGCGCCUACCACGUCCUGCUCGCCAUCGACGACUCCGAGUCCAUGAAGGCCGUGCGAGCAGAGGACUUGGCAAAGCAGAGCAUCUCGCUCGUGUCGCAGGCGCUCACGAAGCUGGAAGUCGGAAAGUUUGGUGUGGUAUCCUUCGGAUCCUCGACGACCCUUCUGCAUCCUCUAGACGAAUCCUUCAGUGACGCCUCGGGGGCUAAAGUCUUCGCGAACCUGAAUUUUGAGCAGCAGGAGAGCAAGUUCGUGGAGCUGCUCGAGUCAAGCGUGGCGCUCUUCAGAGAUGCGCGAGGCGGAACUGUCGCUCACUCGGACACCGCUCAGAUCCUGCUCAUCGUGAGCGACGGUCAGACACACGCUCGCUCCGAGGCAUUGCGAGCCGCCGUUCGGGCCGCGCGCAACGACCGCAUAUUUGUUGUCUUCUUCGUACUCGACGCUUCCGAGAACCACUCAUUUUAUGACAUCAAGGUCUGGGAUAACGUCCAGCUUACUCUCAAGCCCCUCGCCGAGGAGUUCCCUUUCCCCUUCUACCUCGUCGUGAGGGACCUGGCCACGUUGCCGCACGUCCUGGCUGACGCUCUCAGGCGGUGGUUUGAACUCGUUACUGCUGACGUGGCUAAUUAGCGACGAUGACAAUAUAGCUAUACAUGCUCAUUGCCCACUUUUGAGAUAUGGCUGUUUCACUAUUGUUUAAGAGUACAUCAACCGCCGUCAAAACUAUUCAUUUUUCAAGGCCAAAGUUAUCUCUAAUUGACAAAGGAUUAAAGAUCCACGCUACCGCAUUCAAGACUUUGUUAAGGAGUCGACAUAGCCUAUUGUUAAUCAAAGUGACUUAGCGGUCACUGUCCUGAAUUACUUUGAUAUCUCAUGUUACUGUCAUGAAUGUAGAUACUGUAAUUAUUGCUUACCUCUUUCUUGCCAUUCACUAAUUGCGUACCAAGAUCGUUUUGAAGUGAGCGUACGUGUCCAAGUUGACAACUGUUGUGUCUAUAACUAAAUGCGAGGUGGAUCGUGAUAUAAUAAAAUCCACUGCAGUUGCAUGUAACAUUUACCAUUUUCCUGUAAGUAGUUCAAUUUCAUUCUUAUUUAUGCUUAGUGAUAGGGCUUUUGAAUCAUGUUACUGGAAGCACGUCGUUGGUAAAUAUGUAAAUGCAAUGAAGUAUUGAACAGUAUAUUUUUAAUUCUUCAUCAUUUAUCAAGCAUUCAAAAAUGUUUACAUCGAACAAGUUUAUUCCAAUACCCUUCCAUUGUUUUACCAGGCAGAAGAACACCUUGUGAAGUAUAUUUCCCUCCCACUGCG
This is a messenger RNA of Hyalella azteca, 17634 nucleotides long. RefSeq names its product midasin. Gene Ontology annotation, molecular function: ATP hydrolysis activity; transcription factor binding; ATP binding. Gene Ontology annotation, cellular component: preribosome, large subunit precursor; nucleus. Gene Ontology annotation, biological process: regulation of DNA-templated transcription; ribosomal large subunit assembly; rRNA processing. The transcript has 28 exons. The coding region runs from base 132 to 16958 and encodes 5608 amino acids. NCBI's taxonomy places the organism in Eukaryota, Metazoa, Arthropoda, Malacostraca, Amphipoda, Hyalellidae. The record is from RefSeq and is a predicted model, not a curated record.